GGGCGGACAGUGGGGUGGGGACUCAAGAGACAGGUGUCAACGGUCACGGAGGUCGUUAUUUUACUUUCCUUUAUUUUUUAAUACUUCUCAAUAAUAAUAAUAAUAAUAAUACUAAUACUAACAACAACAAUAAUAGUUACGCACUUAUUUUGCGUAAAAUUUUAUUUUUUUAAAUUUUUAUUUAACAUUCAAAUAACACCGGUGUAAUAUAAUAUACGUGUGUUAACGGUGGAAUACGCGAAAGGCCUUAUAUGUCAUUAUACUAUCAAGGUCGUAUAAAUGGUGUCGCAUUGAGUAUCUGCAAUGAAUUUCCCACCGUUUGGAAGUCACUUUCCUGCUACAAUCCCUAGUAUUCAUCAGUUUACUGCUGAUGGUACUAGUGGUAGUAGUGCAAGAUAUGCUAAUCACUUUCCUAAUCAGCCUCCGAUCGGAGUGCCGGUUGUGGGAAAAUAUCGUCCAGAAAUAAAUGGAGGGCAAACUGGACAAAGUCAAGGAAUGAUAAGCAACAAAAGUACCUACUCGAAUAGUAAUGUACACUCACAUUAUUCAAAUGUGCCAUACUCACAAGCACAGUCUGUACAACAACGUCCGACAAAUUCACCGGGUAUGCAAGAAAAACGUUCUUAUCAUCAGGAUGUGUGUAAUUUGCUGCAAGAAAAAGAUAAAAAAGAAAAAAAAACCGAGGAACAACAAAGAAAUACAGGUGAUUCGGGUAGUACAACAAAUGACAGUGGACAACAAGAUUAUUCAUCAAUUCAUCAGCAUCAUCAACAACACGCGCACACCCAAACACCAGCCUCAAUGCCAGCAACAUGGCAAUCUCUUGCAACUCCUGGCUCUACAGUAGCUGAUUACCUCAGUCAUUUACCGGCAAGCACAUUGCCAUUAAGUUUACAUCAUUUUUUAAAAUAUUCUGCUGAGAGUAUUAAAAAAGAAUCUGAAAUGCAAGCUCAUACUACUUCAGUGGCUGUUGCUACAACAACAACACCAAAUAUUAUGAUGUCACCUACUACGAAAAAAAAGAAAAAGAAGAAAGUACCAAAGGAAAAAAAGCCAAGACCAAAACCUGGUGAAAUUCGUUUGACAACAGCACUUGAUGGAUCAACACUUUAUUGUUGUCCAGAGUGUCAUAUGGCUUAUCCUGAACGUGAACUUCUUGAGCAACAUCUUCUAGGUCAUACACUUGAGCGUCGAUUUGUUUGCGAUAUUUGUGGUGCUGGUCUUAAACGUAAAGAUCAUCUUACGCGUCAUAAACAAAGUCAUAAUCCCGAAAGACCUUAUGUUUGUACUGUUUGUCUGAAAGCAUUUAAACGAAAGGAACAAUUGACAUUACAUUUUGUCAUACACUCUGGUGAAAAAAGGCACGUUUGUACAGAAUGUGGUAAAGGAUUUUAUCGAAAGGAUCAUCUUAGAAAACAUACACGCAGUCAUAUUGCUAGAAGAGUUAAAGCAGAGCUCAGUCAAAAUGCCAGUGGUGGUCAGCAACAAAGCCAACAACAAAAUAAUGUUACGAAUAUGCAAGCAACAGCAGUAUCUGCUUCAUCUGUUUUGCCGGGUGGGCAUCCUGGGCCUCUCCUGUCCUGAGCCCCGCCAUCUGGGAGCUUUCAAGUUCCCCAUCCAACAAAUAACAGUGUCAUUAAUUCACAUCAAACGAGUAGUCAUCAGUCUCAUCAUUCUCAUCAUCAUCAUCUUGCUGCAGUUAAUGCCGCAGCACAUCAAGCAGCUGUUGGCGUACAUGCCGCUACCUCUAGCCAGUAUCAAAGUCACGAACUCAGCUUUCUUAGUCAUGUCAAAAAUUUCUGAUAAUUAAAAUUAUUAUUAAUAGGUAAGCAUUUUUCUUCAUUAAUUUACUCUGCAAUGGAUAAACAAAUUGUGUCUUUUAUCAAGGCAAUUCAAUUUUUUAAAAUUAUUAUUAUAAUGGUGGAAUAAAUGAAUAAUAAUUCACACACUAAUUUUGUCCUAUUGUACAGUUUGCCAAGAGUUUAAAUCAAUAUUUUCAUAAUUAAUUGAUGCAUUAAAUGCCAUGGUAAUAAUCAUUCAAUUAUAUAAGUUAUUAAAUACAGUAGUAAGACAUUAUUUUUUUUUAUUUUAAAUGUAUUUUUUAUUACUUGUGUAUUUGCAAUAUUUAAAAAGUUAUUAGGUUCGAUAAAAAAAACUAUUAGUAAUUUAGACCUUUACAAUUUUUAUAAUGUAAUAAAUAUCAGUAUUUUUUUUUUUUUUUGAUAAUAUUGUCUUAAAAUUCAAGUAGUUUUGGCAGCUAAGAGUAAUUAUUUACUUUAUAAAUUACGCUUGACGCGAAGCAAAAAAAUUUACAGAUAUUUUGUUUUAUAUUUUUUUUUUUUUAUAAUUGUCUUUAAAAAUUUUUAAAUAUUUGUUGAGUACUGAUUAUAAGUAUAAGUUUAUUUUUAAUUGUUUU
Microplitis demolitor is the source of this 2416-nucleotide messenger RNA. RefSeq names its product zinc finger protein Gfi-1b. The record is from RefSeq and is a predicted model, not a curated record. Gene Ontology annotation, molecular function: DNA-binding transcription factor activity, RNA polymerase II-specific; RNA polymerase II cis-regulatory region sequence-specific DNA binding. Gene Ontology annotation, cellular component: nucleus. The transcript has 4 exons. Bases 304 to 1584 code for a protein of 426 amino acids. Gene Ontology annotation, biological process: regulation of transcription by RNA polymerase II. Lineage: Eukaryota; Metazoa; Arthropoda; Insecta; Hymenoptera; Braconidae.